CCUUGGAGAUGCAACAUGGAGAGUGAGGAACGUUGCCCGGGCUGGAGAAGCGAGUGCGCGAGAGUGAAGCUGGUAAUCAGUAAGAUCACGGGAUCCCACCGCCCGAGGAUAGCCGCAAAUGAGCAAGUAAGCUGGAGGCGAGUCGAGAGGGAACGUUAUAGACUGUGAAGGAGUAGGAAAGCAGUUCAGAAAAACUGAAAAACAGAGGCGCACGGAAUCUUGUAUAUUUUAACGCAAGUGGACUAUCUGAAACCAUCCGUAAAAGCCAGUAUGGAGCCUAGUAGUGUUAUGGAUCCAUCAAUUACAUUAUGGCAGUUCCUGCUACAACUUCUUGAAGACAAGAAGAAUGAAAACCUCAUAUCCUGGACCUCAAAUGAUGGUGAAUUUAAACUGGUGGAUGCAGAAGAGGUGGCACGCCUGUGGGGAAUGCGCAAGAACAAGACCAAUAUGAACUAUGACAAACUUAGCCGAGCACUGCGAUACUACUACGAUAAGAACAUCAUUAAAAAGGUCAGUGGACAGAAGUUUGUGUACAAAUUUGUCUCAUUUCCUGAAACUGCUGCAGCAGAGACCCCAAAGGAUGAUUACAAAAAGCCAGACCAAGCCGCUGAUACUGUCAGUACCACAAAGACCCUUGAUGGUGUAUCUUGCUUACCAAAGACUCUACGUAACACUGCCAAGAGCAGCAGGAACGAGUACAUGCUUUCUGGACUGUAUUCCACAUUCACCAUCCAGUCACUGCAGAGUAAACCUAAAAGUGAGAAAGUUAAGAUGUUUCCACAGCAUAUGGAAGUGGUGUCACAUCCAGCCAGCGUCCAGAGUCCGGAGAGUUUGACCACUGAGGUGACUGUGCAGAGUGUAGACUUGGCCUCAGAUGACAGUAAAUCUAAUUUAGAAGAACCAGUUAGCUUUCAGGUGAUUGUUUCUUCUCCUGCUCAGCAUCCAGCCAGUGUGAUGGAAGUUAAAAGUGAGACCACUGAAGUGCGACCUCCUUCAUUCACAAUUACCACCUGUGAUGAGCUUCCUAGUCAGCCUGUCUUGCUUAAAAAUGUACCUGAGGUCAAAGUUGAAAGCCCAGAGGAGGAAGUAAUUGUGGUUAUUGAACCUUCUCCCAAAGAACUGCCCUCAGAUGAAGAAAUCAUGCAUAUGGUUUCCAUGGAAACAUGCACUGAGCCUGUCACUUCAGAAGUUGAGCUCAGAAUUCCAGAAGAAGAGUCACCACCUUCUACUUUGAGAGUCAAGGAUGAAAGAAAGGAAAAGGAGCCAGGGGCACCAAAUGAGAGUCAACCACAGAAGGGCAAGAAACCAAAGGACCUUGAACUUCCUUUUGCCCCAUGUCUUCUAUCUAACCCCAACUUUGAUAAAGUUAAUGCAGCUGUGAAUAACCUUCUUGCUCCUGGAAGCAGCACCAACACAUUGACUCCAACAGUUAUAACUUCCCAUUCUUUGACACCAGUGAUACUGACUCCAAGUGCUUUACCAUCAACGAUCCACUUUUGGAGUACGUUAAGUCCCAUUGCACCUGGAAGCCCUGCCAAACUCUCUUUUCAGUUCCCUUCUAAUGGAAACAACCAAAUCCAUAUUCCAUCACUUAGCGUAGAUGGGCUGUCAACUCCUGUGGUUUUGUCUCCUGGUCCGCAGAAGCCGUAGCAUUUACAAGUUGGGUCCUUGAAUGCCCUCUUCACCUAUCUCUGCCUCUUCCAAUUUGGAGUGGGAAGCACUGCUUCGCCCUGUACCAUGCUGGUGGAAAAGUGCUAGAGGAUGCCAGCAAACCCCCAAGGCUGCAGCAAAAUGGUAGUCGAGUGUUCAGAUUGUUGAAAUGGAAAUAUGAAGAGCUGCAUCCAUUAAAAUGGGUGAAAUCCUCUUUCUGCUCUUCCUGACUUUUGAGUGGAUGUCAUGGCCAUUCUCACUGAAGAGCUGUUGUCUCCUGGUACAUGGAAACAAAACCAGGACUUUGCACAGCACGUGAUGGAAAGUGAAGCUUCAAGAAGAAUAUAUUUAUAAAUUGGUGAAAUACAACUUGUUUUUGCCACAGGAUGCACCACAGAAUUGUUCAGUGUUUGAUAAUGCCAAUUUUAUGUCUUGUUUUUGUUUUUUUUUUCCCUUACUAAUCUUGGACUGUGAAGCUGUGUGUUCACAGGGUAUCCUGAUUUUGGUGCAUUUUGAAGUCCUGCACUGGUUGUCCGUAUUACAUGAAUGAGUGUAUACUUUAAGUGUAUACGAGAAUAGAGUUGAGGCAAGCUUCUUUGAUGCCUUUGUAAAUGUUUUUAUGGAGUAUAGAGUCUGCAUUUUUAGACCCUUGAAAAGACGGCGAUAUUUUCUGUGAUUUUAAGAAAAUCACUUCUUCAUAGUUAAGAUCAGUUAACAGUUCUUUCUCAUUUUUACACUUUAUCCACUUGAUGCUUUGGCCUUCUGGUAAUGUUGCAGGCUGGACCUUUUGUUCAGCAUCCUAAGCGGGGGUAAACUAGGGGAUUGUUAUUUUUGCCACUUUUUUGGUGAAUGCUCUUAAGACUCGUUUCGUUUUUUGCAGAAUUUGUAUGUAAUUCUGCAGUUUGACAGGUCAGCCUGUGCAAUAUGGUUAUUUUAAUUGCAAGAGGAUUGUCAUUUUUAACUGUUUAAUUGGAGAUGCUAUUUAAACAGCUGCUACUUAUUUUAUUACAAUUUUCUUUCUAGUCGGCACUAAUGGGUUGAUCUGGAGCAGCAGUUAAGAGGGUGAUCAUGCCGGAAGUGAAACAUGCACUGAAAUACAUUUGAAUGUAUCUAUUUUCUUCCUAUGGUAACCUGUAGCUAAAUCACAUGCACACAGCUUCCUGCUGUUUGAUAUGUAGUGAAAUCCACACAGCACAAACAAAAAUAUUCCAGCACACAAUACCAUGCUUGUUAAAAUUAAAAUCCUAGCUUUAUUCUUAUCAAAUACAAAAUAUGUGUCUGAAUAGUGAUUACUCUCUCAAAUACUGCUUUACUUAAGUCAGACAGUGGGAAUGUGUUUUUGUUUUGACUUAUUUUGAGGUAUGGCACAGUGUAUUUGGUUUUAGAGUAAAAUGGAUUUUGUUAAAAUAAGUGCAUGCGCUAGUGAUGCUGGGAUAGAUCUGUUUUGUCUGUAAACUGUAAACAGGAAGUAGGAAUCACAGACUUCACUUGUUUUAUUUCCACUUGACUCGGGUUGGAUUGAGAAAGAACAGCACGCAUUUAUAGGUUUCGUUUCUUUUCUUGAAUAUUGAGACAAUACUUAAUACUGGGGAUUAGAUAUUUUUUGUACCACUAGCACAAUGGUGACUGGGUUUCAUAUAAGACCUGCUGUUUGGGCGGUUUCUAUUUUUGAGAGAAAUUCAUGUUUUAUUAAAAGUAAUUUUACAGGUCUUGGGAUGUUGUCGAAAGGGAAUGCAGUGAGUUGGCCAUUUUAAUCCGCCUUUCUAGAGUGGAAAAAAAAAAGGUUAAACAUAUGUGCUAUUAUGUUGGUUAAAUCUCUGUAGUUUAGUAAAAACACUACAUGUAUCAAAGAAUAACGCUAACUAUUCUUAAUAGUUUUAGUGCUUAUUUGUAUAAUGUUUAGCAUAUAUGAACUCAAAAAAAAGUAGUUAAAGCAUUUUUAUGUUACGAAUCUUACUGUGUGCUUUGCAUUUCAAGACAGAUUAGUUUUCUGAUCAGUAUAAAUGUUAUCCACUCAUUUUAUUACCUUGAUAAACAUGUAAAGUUUGCAUUCAGUGUAGAUUUAUUGAUGUGAUCACAUUCCGUAGACAUUUACCGGUUUGUAGAUUUUGCAUGGACAGUACUGGUUACUGAGGCAGCAGGUUGGUUUGCAAGGGAUCAUGUAGUAUUAAUAACAGUUGUGGGGAAACUAUGUAUAUUUGAAAUUAAGUAGGUCACUGCCAGUAAUUUUCCUUGAACUUUGGGUCACGGUUCGUAAUUUUUAUUUGCUGCCCCUUUACUUCAUCGUUCUACAUCUUUCACAGAUUACCAGCUAAACUUUGCUUUGUGUUUUUUUAUGUAAUAAUGGGAGCCGUUUCAGAUCUCUCUGCUAAUCCCUUCCCUUUCUGUGUUUAUGUACAAUCCACUGCCGUAUUAUUUAUUUUUUUAACAGGAAUAGAUGAACUGUGGGUGAAUCAUAUUUGCUUAAAAAUCUUACUAAUUUGUUCCUUCUCCUAGAUGUGGAUAUCCACUGCUGUCCUCUUUUGUUGUUUAGGCUCAGAUCUUAUAGCACUUUAACACAUUAUUCCUUGUAAAAGAGAAGUCCUUUUUUGCAGUUUCUUGGUAUAAAUUAGAAUUCUGUACAGUGCUUCUAUUUUGUAUUAAUACGUGGAUGAUAAUAGUAAGUAAAUGCCCUUGACUUCACGGAGUCUUCCUACUUGUGCUUGUAAGUUCAAGUUUUCUGUUCACUUUUCUUUACAUCUUGUUCUCUAUUAGUUUAUAUAGCUUGUCCACUGUGUCUGUGAUUUCUGAGACGGUUUUUCAGUCUCUGCUGUAGUAUACUGCCUGUUUGCCACCUGUUUUGUGAAGAGGUGCGAUUCUUCACUACUUGGUUAAUGUGAAGCAUCUGCUUUCCUUCUGUGCAGGUGCUGCACUACUCUGGCUUACUAUUGUGUACUAAAUAUGACUGUGAGCACAAGUAUUGAUAGCUUGUGUGGCAUGUGUGCAUAGGUAUAACGUAUGCCAGGCAUGUGGUAUUUUUCUGCCUUUGGCCCUUUGUUUUAUCGCACGGAAUUCACCAUGACUUCGAAGCAUUUGUGAGAUGCAGCUUUACUUUCUGUCUGUGUGUACCGAGACUGGCAUAGUUUCAAGUGUUCCUUGAAACCUAAUGUUACAUUUUGAAGCUGCUUUUAAUCCUGUUACAGACCAGAUAACUGUCUCAGGUCCUUGUCCUCUUUUUCAGAUUCCUUUAUUAGGAAUGCUGCCUCCAAAUUAAGAAACUUUAUUCUGUGGGUCCUGGCAGGAUAUUUAGUGCCUCUUUACUAGAGGGUAAAGAGGUUCUUGUACAAAUUUUACAAUUUAUUUUUAAUAAAUUAAUGAAAAAUGACAUUGUACCUUGUAGUUGGAAGCUAUCUUGUGUUAUCCCUGUGCAUAAAAAGGACAGGAAAGAUGUAAGCAAUUAAUUAUAAUUAAUUAUAAGCCCAUAAAUUUGAUAUAUUUGCUUGGGAAGGGCUUUGAAAGAUGUGGAUUACAAUUAAGACACAACCCAGACUUCAGAUUAACAGUUAAGGAUAUUGACCAACAUGGUUUCAUAAAGCAAAUGUCUACUAUGGGUAACUUGGUGUGUAUGUAUGAUCAAAUGAUGACCUUAGAUAUGGAUUUGUCUCCAGGCGUGAUCUUUUUUGGACCUUGCCAAAGCCUUUGACUAUCUGCUAUUCUAUUCCAUUCACAAACACCUGAAUCUAAUAUUUGUUAUAUUGUUAGAUGGAUCAUGAAUUGGUUAACCUACAAGACAGCAUUGUGUUAAAAUAUAUAAAAUUAAUUCAUAUUUUCUGCCUGUAACAUCUUGUAUUCCCCAGGAAUUGGUUUUGGACCCAGUGCUGUUUAAUCUUUUUUUGGGUGCAGAAGCACACCGCUGACUAAAAUUGAAUUUAUAAUAUAAAAUAAAUCCAAUGCCAAUGAUCGUAA
Protopterus annectens (West African lungfish) is the source of this 5595-nucleotide messenger RNA. It is a transcript of the gene ELK1, whose product is annotated as ETS transcription factor ELK1. The transcript has 6 exons. Gene Ontology annotation, molecular function: sequence-specific DNA binding; DNA-binding transcription factor activity, RNA polymerase II-specific. Gene Ontology annotation, cellular component: nucleus. The record is from RefSeq and is a predicted model, not a curated record. Bases 271 to 1650 code for a protein of 459 amino acids. Lineage: Eukaryota; Metazoa; Chordata; Ceratodontiformes; Protopteridae. Gene Ontology annotation, biological process: cell differentiation; regulation of transcription by RNA polymerase II.